Molecule: messenger RNA, 3539 nt
Organism: Lytechinus variegatus (green sea urchin)
Lineage: Eukaryota; Metazoa; Echinodermata; Echinoidea; Temnopleuroida; Toxopneustidae
Exons: 11
Coding region: 66-2588 (840 amino acids)
Biological process (GO): tRNA splicing, via endonucleolytic cleavage and ligation; tRNA-type intron splice site recognition and cleavage
Cellular component (GO): tRNA-intron endonuclease complex
Molecular function (GO): nucleic acid binding; tRNA-intron lyase activity
Source: RefSeq, a predicted model, not a curated record
UCUAGAGUCUGAGAUCCUUUUUCAUUGACAUUAUCAUUCGUCUAAAGUAACAAGAUGUCUUAAUCAUGCCAUCAAUGACACUCACCAAACCUCGCAGGAAGCGAUGCGUUCAUCAACCGGAAGAAGCUCCAUUUCCCGUGCCAAUAGAGACGAUCACUCACAAGCCGGCCGCCAACCACCAAUGGUUUUUCUACCAUGCCCAGAUGAUUGAGAAUGAUGUCAUUGUUCAGAAAGAGGGAGACAUUGUGUUUUUGAGUAAGAUGGGUUUCUUUGGAAAAGGAAUCCUAUCAAGAAGUAAACCUGAACAUCAAUUCUUUGCCUCAUCUUUUCAAGGAGCCCAUAGGAGAAACUUACCACCUAAAGAGCGGAGAUUUCAACAGCAAAGAUUUCAACAAGUACGCCAACACAAGUAUGAGAGACAUCUUUCAUGGCAGAAGCAACUUUUAUUGCAGCGAAGGCAUCGCAAUAAUGAAGAGACACUGGGAUUAAAGAAUACUACGACCACUGAGGAUUCCAUGCACAGUCCACCCUAUAAGAUAGCCAGUGGGUCUUCAAAACGAGUUAAGCGUGCAACAGUCUCUGAGCGCAACCAGCGCGCAGGGAUUAUGACAACUGAUUGUAAGAAGGAGCGGCUGGAAUGGAGCUUGGUUCCGGAGAAUGAGUGCAGGUUGGUGGUAUCUUGCCAGUCUGGAAGGGACAGCAGUCAAACAAUGUCCUCAGAAAAUCUCUUUGUAUCUUCUACCCACCAGGCAAAGACUGAACCUAUGCUGCAAAGCCCAAUAAAGCUUCCCUCUAGUAAUAGGCCUAAGCCUGAGUAUGUGGAAGGUAGUGGUCGGAUUAGAUCACCAAAGAGCCCUUUUGGUGGAAAUAUGGAGAGUAGACAAGAUGCGCAGGUUUCGUAUCUUUCUGUUAAUGAUCAUCAUCUUGGUACGGAUGACUCUGUAGGGAAUAAGUUUGUCUUCCAAUCUGAGGCUGCUGGUGUGAAGCACACCAUUGGCUCUAGUGAACCAACUUCAUCUUGCCUUCCAUACUCCACUGAUCAAAGUAUUGAACAAAACCUUAGUGAGAAGAUGUUAUCGUUGGGGCAAUCUGGGUUGGUCUGGGACACAAAAGAUGCAGACUGGGCUGAGCACAAGGAAGUGGGGAGGGUAGAAGAUAAAGGACAUGGGGAAGAGGACAGUAAAGAACUCUUCGACAGCUCCAGGAUUGAAACAAGUGCCUGGUCCUCUUCAUCUUGGAGGACAGAUCCUGCUGAUUGGAAUCAAGGUCAGGAUGUUGAUAGAGCCCAGUCUCACUCCCAGCCUUGCCAAAGGCAAGACAAGAUUGGCCCUUUCCAAAUUGCAGAGUCAGAUACUCUUUGCAAUGAUGGGCAGGAUGGAGGUGUUGAUGGAGCAACAACAAGUGGAUCCUACACUGGUCUUUCAGCACUUGGAUUGGAUCAGACAUCCAUUGAGGAUGAGAGGAAGAGAUCAAGUGGCCACCCAUCUUUGAGUGAGGAAUGGACCAGUGACCCUAGAGAUUGGGAUAUGAAUGAAGGAGACCAAGCCCUAGUCUCUAAAACCAAGGAGCAGGAUAACAAGAACUCUACUAAUGAUCAAGGUUUUGAUGAUAGCUAUGACCCAACUGAGGAGCAGAGUGAGGGUGUAGAGCCAUCAACUUCAAGGAACCCUCAGGAAGCAUCUUAUUCUGAUGAACAGUUGUUAAGUGAAAGAAUGAAAAGAGACUUUAGCGUCAGUAACCCUAAAUACCAUCCAGAGGAAGAUGAUAAAGAAAAUUUAAGACGAUUAAAUAAUGAUGGCAUGGAAUCUUUCAAGCAAGACAAGGUGAACAAGUCAUUAGAGUUCCCUGUGGCUCCAGGAAGAGAUUCUGAAUCCGAUCUUAGCAAUAUCAAUGGUUCCUUUGUUGCUGUACCCACACCAGUGGAGUUUGAUGAUGCCACCACAAGCCAGACAGAGAGCAAUAACAUUCUUAGUAUCAAGGGAAAGGAUGCUCACAAAAAGAGUCGAGAAGUCAAGACAGGUCCAGUGAGGCACAAGGACCCGUAUCCUAUCUUUGAACAUCUUCAACUCAGCUAUGAGGAGGCCUUCUUCUUGUCAUAUGGACUUGGAUGUUUGAACCUGAAAAACACUAAUAAGGAACAAAUGGACCUAACAGAGAUGUGGAGAACGUUCCGUCGCCACCAGCCCAGCUUUGUGGCCAACUAUAUCGUUUAUCACUUCUUCAGAAGCAAGGGAUGGGUACCUAAGACGGGGCUGAAGUUUGGAGCAGAUUUCAUCCUGUACAAGAAGGGUCCACCUUUCUACCAUGCAAGUUAUUGUGUAUAUGUCUUCAUGGUCAAUGAAGAGGAUAUUGAUCAGCAUGGUGUCCAUAAGAUGAACUGGUCUUCCCUGAUGGGCAGGGACCGUGUCAUUGAAAAUGCUGCAAAGGAGCUGAUGUUCUGCUUCGUGAUCAAGCCCAGCAAGUUGCGUCAAAAGGACCUGGAAUCUCCUGCUUGCAUCCCACAAUUCAAGGUUCAGGAGAUGCUUAUGAAAAGAUGGGUUCCCUCUCGUGGACGACAACAAAAUCAGAUGGAUGAAGAAGUAACUUAGCAAUCCUUGUACAUGUCACAAGAGUGAAAUGCAGGAAAGGGUCAAGUUAAAUCCGAGGAAUCACAUUGAGCCUUAAUUUUAAGAGAAUGGUUUCAAAAUCAUGACGAUUCUUCCCUCACCAUAAUAGAUACAGAUCAGCCCGUCUUACAAAGAGUUGCGAUUGAUCCGAUCAAUAACAUCUAUGGAUGGCCAGUGAUGUGAACAUCUGUUAUGCAUUUUCAAUCGAAAUAUUUCCUAACUAUAAUGUAUGUUCAUGCAUCUAUUGUUUUCUUGAAAAUUCACUGUGCUUCUCUUUGUUUACAAAGGACUUUGUGCAAAUUUCCUGGAGAAAAAAUUAUGACACUGGUGGAUUUCCAUAAUCGUAACUCUUUGUAAGAAAGGGCCAUGAUGUAGUGUAUUUAAACUAAACGCUGUGAAAGAAUUAAAUCAGAGAAUACUGAAUAACACUGAACAGAUUAGCACAUGUAGGUAUGUCUACUAUAAUAACUAGGUAAAGCUCGUCAUACUCAUAGAAUUCUAUUUUUUUAUGUCUUGGCAAUUACUCACUUUCUUCCAGAUUUGCUUGGCACAUAUUUUUAUUCAUGUGUCGAAUUCAGAUUAUGUUAUGAUCAUUUGCCAUAACAGAUAUGAAUAUUUUUAGGAUUUGGGGACUGAAUACAUUCCCAAGAAAAAUAUGUAGUGUCCUAUUAAACAUCUCCAUGAAAGUUGAUUUCUGUGCUCCCAAGUGAUGCAACAUAUUAUGCAUAUUUAAUAUUUAAAACAAUUUUUUUUAAUCAUUAACUGUUUUAUACUUAAGAGUUCAAAUCCUUUUUUCUUAUCGUUAAUAACUUACCGUAUGUGAUUUUUACAACCCACAUUCUUUUUUUUUAUGUGAUAUCUGUUUUAAAAGUUGUCUUCUUGUUAUAAUGUGUUUUCAUUUGAUAUGAAAGUAAGACAAACUUCAGAUUGUAC